Jatropha curcas is the source of this 2089-nucleotide messenger RNA. RefSeq lists its product as uncharacterized. NCBI's taxonomy places the organism in Eukaryota, Viridiplantae, Streptophyta, Magnoliopsida, Malpighiales, Euphorbiaceae. The record is from RefSeq and is a predicted model, not a curated record. Gene Ontology annotation, molecular function: S-adenosylmethionine-dependent methyltransferase activity.
CCCCUCCAUAGCUUCUCUUCACUCAAGCUCGCAUUUCAGUCAUCUUUCUUUAUCGUUUUUGUAAAUUUUAAGUGUUUUUGUUCUCUGUUUCUUCGUUCUUUGUUAUCAUAUUUGUUGCAGAGUAAAAAAAGUUGAGAGCUUGAGAGGAGAAAAUUAGACAAUGUAAAUAUAGUAUAUAAUGUAGAGAUCUGGAAAGGAUCCAUGGUGCGGUUCGAUAAAGCAAAGAUGGAACAGACCUGGUUUGAGCCACAUCCAAGAAGAGUUCAUAGGGGAGUUUGGUUAAGGGUUCAAAAAUCAAUGGGUGUCCUCGUGGGUGGGAAUCACACUUCCUCCAGGUUUUGCACUCGCUAGUUUUCCAUUUCUUUUCCGUUUGGCUUUAAUCUCUCAAUUUCAGAACACACUCUUGUUUUUUUCGAUAAUUUAUUCGAAACCCACUGCUUGAAAUCCUCUGAUUUGAUCAAAUCGUUGAUAUUUGUUGCCAAUUUCAAUCUCAUGGAUUUAAAGGCCUUUAGAACUCAGAUCCUUGGUAGAUCUAUAGCCAGGCGUUUGCUCCUGCGUGCAUUUAUGCUUGCCGUGGUUCUUUCUGUUAUUCCUUUUGUCCAAAUCCUUUCAGGGAAUGAUCCAGUAUUCCUCGAUUCAGUGAACUUCAAUGAAUGUGAUGCUCCGUUUAUGAUUACGGGGACAAAUUUGUUUAGGAAUCGGUUUCUGAAACCCAUUUGGAACUCAUUUGAGUGCAAGGAAGAUAUGAAUUUGACAACUAAUGUUGUUAGAGAGAUAAUGGGUAAGCAAUUGUUGGAUUAUAGUGCAAAUGCUCUCUGUGUUGGCGAUGGAUCGGCUUCUGCCGUGUACGCUUUGCGAGAGUUAGGAUUUGACAAUGCUUGUGGUGCUCACAGGAGCCCCUUUUUCUCACUUAAGCACAGAAAGUUUGUUUAUGAGCUUCAAUAUGCAGACAAUUCCUUUGAUUUUGUAUUCUCUAGGGACUUAGAUGAGGUUUCUGUCCCUGCUGUUCUUGUGCUCGAGAUUGAGCGUGUUUUGAAGCCCGGUGGAAUUGGGGCUAUGCUUGUGGGUGUUACUGGCUUGAACCCAAAUGGUUUGAUUAGAUCAGCCACGCCCGUUUCAUCAUUAUUGAAAUCCUCCAAUGUUGUUCAUGUUGGUUAUGUUCAAGAGUAUACAUUGGUUGUUUUCAAGAAAAUAAUUGAUAAAGUUGGUUACUUUGAGCAAUUUCGCCUGCCAGCUGAUUGUCAAUCUGUUUCCAACAACAAACCUUUAAUGAAAUUUCUGGAGCCUCUUCUGGAAAAGAAAGAGAUAGGAUUUGAGAAAAAGAUGGCUUAUUUGCCCAAUUUCAUUGAUGUGCCUUCGAAGAAGAAGUUAGUGUAUGUUGAAAUUGGUGCAGCAAAUCGACUGAACCCCAAUGUCGCUAAUUGGUUCAUACCAUCUUAUCCAGUGGAGCACAAGGAUUUGAAUAUUUAUUUUGUCGAUCAUAACACUUCAGUCCUGCUUUCUUGUGUUAAAAAGCCUGGCGUUACCUUCAUUUACUAUCCAGGCCUCUCUGCAGAGAAGGUUACUGCUUCGAUUUCGGAUGUUGAAGAUCUAGACCCAUCAGUGGAAGAUGAGGGGUUCGAUUUCCUUGCUUGGUUCAGAGAAACAGUGGAGCAUGCAGACUUUGUGGUUUUGAAAAUGAAGGCAGGGGAGGCAGAACUGAAAUUCCUCACUGACUUGUAUGAAAGUGGAGUUGCAUGCUUUGUGGACGAGCUAUUCCUGAGCUGUGGAGACCAUGUAGAUGAAAACGGUGGAGUAAAGAAAGAAUGCAUGGAUCUUUUAAAGAGCCUUAGAAGCAGUGGCAUGUAUGUUCACCAAUGGUGGGAGGAUUAAUCGAGUUGUUUCUUGUUUGUUUGAACUAAGUUUGUGCUUUUUUGAGUAGUUGUUUGUGUUCCUGUCGUUAAAGUUCCUCAAGUAACUCAUAUAGAGUACAAUGAGGGACGUCCAAGGUUGCUUUAUGGUUGGCACCUGGUCAGUUUAUCUAAAUAACAACCAUACUGUCUUGAAGUUUCUGUUAUUGAAUAAACUUGUUGUUUGCUUAAUAUGUUAA